Molecule: messenger RNA, 508 nt
Organism: Momordica charantia (bitter melon)
Lineage: Eukaryota; Viridiplantae; Streptophyta; Magnoliopsida; Cucurbitales; Cucurbitaceae
Source: RefSeq, a predicted model, not a curated record
CUAAUUUAAUUUUGACCCAUAGUAGGUAAUGCAUGACCUAUUUUCCAAAUAUGGAGAAAAUUAAGAUUAUAGAAUUUAGUAUUUUUUUUAAAAUAAAAUUCAAAAUUAAAAAAAGAAGGGAUAUUAGUGGGACUGUGGGACCGACCUCACAGUAGCUCUGCUGUAUCCAAAAACAGCCAGCUAUGGCUUCCAGCCUGUUUCACCUUCAUAUCCUCAAUGCUCCAUUUCUCACUCUCUCCCUCUUAAUAUCUUCAAAUUCUCCUCCCUCUCUCUUCCAAAUUCACUCCUCACCGGAAAAAAUCUCUCAAUUUCUUCUUCGUUCUCCUGUUUUCCGGCGAUCGCCGCCGGCUGUAUAAACUUCUUCAUGGAUCCGUGCCCUUUCGUCCGGGUUCUCGUCGGAAACUUGGCUCUCAAGUUUCCGGUCGCUGCGAAACCGUCCUUUUCCGGCGUGCAUCCGUCGAGUUCUCCGUGCUUCUGCAAAAUCAAACUCAAGGAUUUUCCGACGCAG